Molecule: messenger RNA, 1500 nt
Organism: Penicillium soppii
Lineage: Eukaryota; Fungi; Ascomycota; Eurotiomycetes; Eurotiales; Aspergillaceae
Product: DNA-(apurinic or apyrimidinic site) lyase APN1
Exons: 5
Coding region: 1-1500 (499 amino acids)
Biological process (GO): base-excision repair
Cellular component (GO): mitochondrion; nucleus
Molecular function (GO): DNA-(apurinic or apyrimidinic site) endonuclease activity; DNA binding; zinc ion binding
Source: RefSeq, a predicted model, not a curated record
AUGUGCUGCGAAUCACCCGAGUCGCCGGCACGCAAAGAAUCAGGACCAAAAGCAACUCACAAACGGAACAUCAGCAAUGGCACGUCUGAACUUUCGCCAAGACGAUCCAAACGCCAGAAGUCAACCGCAAAUCUGAAGGAACAAUCUGACUCAGAAGUUGAAGACUUUGAAACUGAAGAUACUGCUCCUGUGUCUAAAGAAGAGGAAGAGGAUAAGCCAAUUCCCACGAAUACUGCCGAAAAGAAGAAAGUCCCGAUUAAAAAGGAGCCCAAGGACGGCGCCCAACCCAGGAAGGCCAGAAAGUCCAAGAAGGACCAGGAGGCCGAAAUGAUCCCUUUGGCACCGCGGACUAAGGGCUUGCGCAUGUUUGUCGGCGCUCACGUUAGUGCUGCUAAAGGUGUCUUCAACUCUAUACACAACAGCGAACAGAUUGGAGGAAAUGCAUUUGCUCUGUUCUUAAAGUCGCAGCGGAAAUGGGACAAUCCGGCUCUUCAAGACGAGCACCGAGAUCAGUUCCUUAAACUAUGCGCAGAAAAGGGCUACGAUGCAUCCAAACACAUUCUCCCUCAUGGCUCAUACCUUGUCAACUUGGCUCAAAGCGACAAGGCUAAGUCCAAGCAAGCAUACACCUCUUUCUUAGAUGAUCUCCGUCGUUGUGAAGCCCUGGGAAUCAAACUCUACAACUUCCACCCAGGAAGUACCAACCAAACCCCAUUGCCAGAAGCGCUCUCUCGGCUCGCAGAAAUGCUUACCCAAGCCAUCACCGAAACCAAAACCGUCAUACCGGUUCUAGAGACAAUGUGCGGCCAUGGAAAUUCAAUCGGAGGCGCACUCUCCGAGUUCCGGGAUCUCCUAGCUCUCAUCCCAGAAGAACACCACUCCCGAAUCGGCAUCUGCGUCGAUACCUGUCACAGCUUCGCAGCAGGAUACGACCUAACUUCGCCAGCAGGAUUCAAAGCCUUCCUUGAUGAGUUCGACGAAUUAAUUGGAAUCAAGUUCCUGCGAGCCCUGCAUCUGAACGACUCUAAAGCGCCGCGCGGAAGUAAGCGUGAUCUACAUGCUAAUAUCGGCACGGGAUUCCUGGGUCUGCGCGCGUUCCAUAAUGUCAUGAACGAGCCUCGCUUCGAGGAUCUGCCUAUGGUGCUUGAGACGCCUAUUGAUCGGGUUCCGGGCAAGGAUGAUGCUGAGGGCAGUGAUAGCGAGACUGCGAAAAAGCCAAAGAAGGGCCCCAAGGCUGGAGCUGCGGCUGUCCCUAACCCUGGUGUUUGGGCCCGUGAGAUCAAGCUGCUCGAGUCUUUGAUUGGAAUGGAUGCCGAGGGAGAGGAGUUCAAAGCUCUUGAGGCUCAAUUGUCGGAAGAGGGUCGUGCUGAGCGUGAGAGACUUCAAGAUCAGUAUGAGAGGAAGAUGGAGGCAGAUGAGAAGAAGAAGGCUAAGGGAGCAGCGAAGCCGAAGGGUCAGAAGAGUCUUAAGGAUAUGAUGACCCCUGCGAAGAAGGAGUAG